UGCAUGCUGCAAUCUGAUUGGUCGGCGGGCCUGGCUUAUUUGCAUCUGACGUCACCCCACUGAAGACUCAACGUCGCUGUGGAGUGGAAAUAACCAACUCCAUUCACAACACACAGAGCUCUGAAUCAUACCCACACACAAAACAGGAUUUAUUUGUAUAUUAAAGCUUUUAUUCAUUUUUUAAAAAAAUGUCAAUAGUCAUUACGUGUCCCUAUGUGUCCGGUGUGGAUGAAACGAGUGAAGAAUAACUGAUUUUGCCGUGUUGUCAGGACGCUUUAAACGUUAAAAGAGUCAGACCAUGAAUUACGUGGGGCAGUUGGCAGGGCAGGUGUUUGUGCAGGUGAAGGAGCUGUACCGCGGCCUGAACCCGGCGACUCUCUCUGGCUGCAUCGACGUCAUUGUGGUGCGUCAUCCCGACGGCUCCCUGCACUGCUCGCCCUUCCACGUGCGCUUCGGCAAGAUGGGAGUGCUGCGCUCACGUGAGAAAGUGGUGGACAUCGAGGUGAACGGCGAGCCUGUGAGUCUGCACAUGAAGCUGGGAGAUAACGGCGAGGCUUUCUUCGUCACGGAGGCCGAGAACGAUCAGGAAGCGGUGCCCGCGUACCUGGCCACGUCGCCGAUCCCGUCGUCCUCCCCCAUCCAGACCCUGGGCCCCGAGAUCGGGGCGACGAAGCGCAGGAGGAAGCGGAGGAGGAAGUCCAAAGUGGACAGCUUGAAGAGGGAGACGAGCACGGAGUACUCGGAGUACGAAGCGGUCUUCGCCAUCGACAUGAGCUCGCACGAAGGAGACGACGAACACAACGGGAUUUCUUUGAACGAACAAGUGAAUAGUUAUACGCAGAACGCUGUGUAUACCCGCUCUGAUGGAGACUGGUCACCUAUACAGAGCCCCAGUGUCUCUCGCCCCUGCUCGCCAAAGAGCGACUCUGAGCUCGUCACUAAAUCCGGUGAGAAGCAGCAGGACCCGGCCAUGCUCUGGGCCUGGGGAGAGCUGCCUCAGCCGUCCUUCCUGUCGUCUAAACCCGAUCCUCCUGCUGCACGUCCCGUCCCCAUUCCCGUUUCGGACAACGCACACUUCAGAGCAAUCCCCGACGCGUCAGCCGCUAACGAUCAUCCCCAUGGUGAUGGCGACGCAUCCCUAUCCCAGUUCAUCCCCACAGCCAAGGACGGCAGGACGGAGAGGACAGACACGGACGAUGCGGGACCGGUGAGCGGGAGCAUCGCAGCGGGGAACGAGCCAAUCAGAACGCAGAACAGCCUUGCGGAAAGGGAUCCAGAGACGACGAGAACGGAGGCAGUGGCAACUUUAACAGCGGGUUUGGUGUCAGAGGUCGAGGGAAGGGGUGUGGCCAGCGUAGGGCCCCGCCCACAUGGCAAAACCGAUUCACCUUCCAAGAGAAAAGAUAAGAGAAGCCGCCAUCUUGGCUCUGACGGAGUGUAUCUCGAUGACAUCACAGAGCUGGAGCCGGAAGUGGCGGCGCUCUACUUUCCCAAAAGUGAGAACAGCCGCGCAGGGCGUGUGUGUUGCGAGAGCGCGUUACGCAGCAUGAGCACGUCUCCUCCGUCCGUGGGAAGCUCGGGUGCGGACAGCGGCGUGGACAGUUACUCAGACCAGCCCGCUGACCUGCCCUCUAUCGCCCUCUCCCUGUGUGGAGGACUGACCGACAGCCGAGAGAUCACUAAAGAGCACUUUCAGGAGAAGGCCCUUUCCUACCAGCAGUUUGUAGAGAACCCCACCCUCAUAGAUGACCCGAACCUGGUGGUCAAAAUCGGCUCGAAAUAUUACAACUGGAGCACCGCUGCACCGAUCCUGCUGGCUAUGCAAGUGUUUCAGAAACCGCUGCCUAAGGCCACCGUGGAGAGGAUCGUGAAGGAGAAGAUGCCGAGGAAAGGAGGACGCUGGUGGUUCUCGUGGCGUGGGAGAGGGAGCAGCUCCAAAACGGAUUCUACGACUGUAAAUGGACCGUCUGGAGGAGCAGAGCAUGCUGGGAAGAUGGCUGCCAUCAACAGGCGGAACGAUGAAUCCUCGUCCACCAGCGACGAAGAGCACCAAUCACCAAUCAAACAGACAGCCAGCUCCACCCAAUCAGAUUCCUCACUUAGCCAAGGGGGCGUGUCUUACAGGAAGACGCUCCGCCUCACAUCCGAACAGCUGGCUAGCCUGCAAUUAAAAGAAGGCCCGAAUGACGUGGUGUUCAGCGUCACCACUCAGUACCAGGGCACGUGUCGCUGCGAGGGAACCAUCUACCUGUGGAACUGCGACGACAAAAUCAUCAUCUCCGACAUCGACGGCACCAUCACCAGAUCGGACACGCUGGGACACAUCCUGCCCACUCUGGGGAAAGACUGGACACACCAAGGCAUCGCCCGCCUCUUCCACAAAGUCAGCCAAAAUGGCUAUAAGUUCAUGUAUUGCUCGGCGAGGGCGAUCGGCAUGGCGAACAUGACCAGAGGAUACUUACACUGGGUGAACGAGAGCGGCACCAUGCUGCCUCAGGGUCCCGUACUGCUCAGUCCCAGCAGCCUGUUCUCAGCACUGCACCGGGAGGUGAUUGAGAAGAAGCCGGAGAAGUUUAAGGUGGAAUGUUUGACCGACAUUAAAAACCUGUUCUAUCCAAACACACAACCUUUCUACGCUGCCUUCGGAAACAGAGCCACGGACGUGUAUUCGUAUAAGGAAGUGGGCGUUCCCUUAAACAGGAUCUUUACCGUCAAUCCGAAAGGAGAACUGGUACAGGAGCACGCCAAGACCAACGUGUCCUCGUACGUGCGUCUGGGCGAGGUGGUGGAUCACGUCUUCCCCCUCCUGAAGAGAACGAGCUCGUCAGAUUUCCCCUGCAGCGACGCGUACAGCCAGUUCACCUUCUGGAGAGAGCCGCUCCCUCUGGUGGACGGACAGGAGUGUGCAGGCGUGACGAAGAGCUGAAACACACACACACACACACACACACACACACACACACACACAGCACUGUAUAUCUUCACAUAACUUCAAGAACCAGACAUUCACGAACAUACGUUUGCACAUAUUUUAUAUCACGUUAGCUAUUGAAUAUUUUAUCCCGCUGUUGUUUGUUUUUUUUUUUUUAAACGUUAAGCGUUCUGGAUUCUGAUUGGUCAGAUGGUGUCGGUUAAUUUCCUGUAACAGCAGCUCUGACAGCAGCACAGCCGCAAACCACAGGUUUAUACUCGCGCUCUUAUUCGAAAAAGGUCACCGAUCAGGGUUUUUUUUUUUUUUGCCUUAACUUCAUUAGAGAAAAGAAAAGAAGAGAGGCUGGUGAGAGAACGACGUUUACAGCUGCUAUAACGGAGGCGAGAACUUGUUUCGCGGACGUUCAGGAACGUUAAACGUAACUCGAAACGGUUAAAAAAAAAAAAAAAAAAAAAAAAAAAAGUACCGUCCGUUAGGAAAUGUUAAAAUUGUAAUCGUCGGCGAAUCGCUGCGGUGUAAGACGAAUAAAACGCUUCAGGACGUUUCCACUGUUACAGGAAAAGAAUCGCAUGGAACGCAGGUCUGGAAAAGGACACGCGGAACGCUGCUGUAAAAACUGUCCGAGAUAUAAGGAACGCUGCCUUCCAAACGAGACCGACGUGUCUCACGUGCACAGAAAAGAAAAAAACAAAAAACUGUAGAGCUACGCUUGUAGAGCCACACACACACACACACAGACGUCCUGCUACAUGUUUAUUUAUUUAUUUUUUUAUUCAUAACUCGCUGCUUUUGGAGCUUUUCACCAGCUGUGCCAAAUCUCAGAAUGAAAAGCUCAGAGACUGUUACUGUGUAGAGUAUUCGAUACUGAAAUGGCAAUCGUAUGUAGAGUAUAUCAGACAUACACUGGCACUUUAGAAAACUGUAAAACAACAAUAACAACAACAAUAACAACAACAACAACAACAACAACAUGCACAAGGUGUGAUCGAGUAAGCUGCGGUAGAGACGAGUGCAGCUUCAGAUUAAUCGCUAAUGAUUAAUAAUAGGACCGUGAAAUACUUUAGGAUUAUUUCUGUAUGCUGAGACGUACGAUAAGAUGAUGUUACGUCCCGGAAACGUAGCGUUUCCUCAGUCCGUACAGGGUUUUACGAUCAUCGCGGCCGAAAACGCAGAAAACUUCUUGAAUUUGCGAAAUCGCAAUCGUACGUCUUUCUCGCUGACGUUUGUUGCGGUAAUAACGAGACCUUUUUUUUUUUUAGCUGUACUCGUGUUCGACGCACGUGAAUCGAAGAGGGCUUUGUCGUGAACGCAUCUCGGCCCAAACCUGCGGAAAAUCCGUGGUAGUUUUGAAAAAAAAAUUAAAAAUUGCGAGCUCCUAAGAAUAUUGGGGAGUUUGAAUGCGUUUCAUUUAUUCGUGAACGGUAUGCCGGUCAGCGUCACGCUCCGGUGUUCAGGGAACACACUCUGAAUGUCCACAACACACACACACACACACGUUCACACACUCUUUCACGUCCACCAUAGCCAAUCCGGCUGCUAGUAUGUUUUUUCUAGAUGGGAAGAACCCGGAGAACCCCGGAAAAACAGACAGUAAUUCAAGCUCAGGCUCGAAUCCUGAAACCCUCUGGAACAAAAGCUGUUACUGUAGCUGUUUUAUUUUUUUUCCUCUCCUAACAAAUCAUUCAUCAACUGUUUAAUAUUUCAUGAGAGAAAUUUGCUGUCAACAUUUCAGGCCGUGAACUGAUCAAACUGUAAAGUCAAAAUAUAUCUCUGUAUAGAUCUGUGUGAAGUUCUAGUUCUAGUUAUUCUUUCUGUGAAAGAUCAGUAUAACAGCGGCGUAUCGUCCGUCUUCUCGGUCCAGCCGCUGCUAUGAAGACGGAAACGUGUUAAACGGCUGUAUCGGACUUUCUCUCCACGCUGUAAAAUAAACUGAUUUAGUCUGAAUUACUUCUGAGUCGUGAUGAGUACGAUCCGUAACGCUUACCGGUUCAGCUCUGGGUUACAGGGGACAGACGAAGACGCGAAAGAAUCCUAUCGUGUUACUUAAAGAGCGUACACAAUACACAAUCAUGGCGAUCUGUCUCGCUACGUUCCUGAAAUCGUUCCUGAACAGUGUUUGCGGUGUCGCAGGACGCGUCAUCCUGCUGAAAGAGGGAACACCGUUGCCAUGAAGAGGUGUACUUGGUCUGCGAGAGUGUUUAGGUAGGUGGAACGUGUCAAAGUAACAUCCACGUGAACGCCAGGACCCGAGGUUUCCCAGCAGAACAUCACCCGGAGAAUCACACUGCCUCUGCUGUCGAGCAGAUCUUUCCACUUGCCCACUCUUCCUGCUUUCAACACACCAACUUCGAGAACUGACUGUUCACUUGCUGCCUAAUAAAUACCCCUCGACAGGCGCCGUAACGAGAUAAUCACCGUUAUGCACGUCACCUGUCAGUGGGUUUAACGUUAUGGCUGAUGGGUGUAUUUUGAAAGGUCAUGUCUCCUUUGAGUUGAUCAAAAAAUCGCAGAAUUUUCAGACAAUAAUCUUGGAGCGAUGUGGAGAAAGAAAUAUCAUACCGCGACACUUUUAAGACAUUUCUACGAUAUUUAAUAUGAAUCAUGAUGUAAUAGGUUUAGGAUAACAAACCACCGGCAAAACAAUAGUGUUCCAUUUAGUUUAAUAACAAUAGUUAUUAAGAAAACCUGAGUUGAUUUAAAGUCUACUUGCUCUCUAGCUGAAAAAAAAACAACAACAAAUAAACCCAGAAAUAAGAAGAUAAGAAAGUGGGAUUGCUCUCUGCCUAAAAUGUGGUUAGUGUUGGUGAAAGUAGGCCAGUUCGAUUCCAGGAAUUUUGGAGUCGACUCAGAUUCCGAUUCCAAGCAUUAGGAAUUGAAGGAGUCGAUUCAUCAGAGGUGAUUCUUUCUUGUUUUCUAUUUUGCUUUUGACCAUGAAUAAAAUGAACUAAGGCCCACAUCUGAAUAAAUAAAAGCAAUAUUACAGUGUUAUGAUGUCAAAUCUUCAGAUUUACUUGCGGUGUAUGAAUCUUUAGUUUC
Ictalurus furcatus (blue catfish) is the source of this 5968-nucleotide messenger RNA. RefSeq names its product lipin 1b (gene lpin1b). The coding region runs from base 299 to 2926 and encodes 875 amino acids. The record is from RefSeq and is a predicted model, not a curated record. NCBI's taxonomy places the organism in Eukaryota, Metazoa, Chordata, Actinopteri, Siluriformes, Ictaluridae. Gene Ontology annotation, cellular component: nucleus; mitochondrial outer membrane. Gene Ontology annotation, biological process: cellular response to insulin stimulus; triglyceride biosynthetic process; fatty acid catabolic process. Gene Ontology annotation, molecular function: transcription coactivator activity; phosphatidate phosphatase activity. The transcript is spliced from 20 exons.